Messenger RNA from Microsporum canis CBS 113480, 1170 nucleotides. RefSeq lists its product as uncharacterized. Bases 1 to 1170 code for a protein of 389 amino acids. Lineage: Eukaryota; Fungi; Ascomycota; Eurotiomycetes; Onygenales; Arthrodermataceae. The record is from RefSeq and is a predicted model, not a curated record. The transcript is spliced from 3 exons.
AUGCAGCUCCCUCCAGUCUCAGUGAUACUCUCCUGGCCCAAGCCCAAUUAUGUGAAUCCAACGGAGGUUCGUGGGCCACUUAUAAUCAUAUUAACCUCGAUAUUUGCACCUUUGACGCUUUUUGUUGUUAUUAUCCGCAUAUUCAGUCGCAUCCAUGUAUCGAAGAGCUUUGGCUUAGACGACGUAUUUAUAAUAGCCGCCGUGAUUCCUGCACUCGGCUGUGGCGCCAUCACCGUUCUGGGCUCAGUCAAAUACGGUUGGAGUCGACAUGUCUACGACGUGCCAUUCGAUCAGCUUGUCCUAGGGUUAAAGAUGACCAUGCUGAUAGAGUGCCUCUUCGCCAUCUGUUGCUCAUUCACCAAGCUCUCGCUGCUAUGUUUUACCCGGAAGAUUACCGCAGGCAUAAACUCGCGCGUCUUGCGAUGGCUUAUCAUAGCUAACGUAACCAUCGUCACGCUAGAAAUGGUAAUCUUUUGUAUAGUAGCUGUUUUCACCUGCCGCCCCAUCUCCGCCUACUGGACCCUCUCGACAAAACCUCAAGAUUGUAUAAACGAAACUGCACAUCUCCUAGGCGGCGGUAUACUGAAUACCGUCACCGAUCUCUGCGUCGUUUUUUUGCCGUUCCCCACCGUCAUGUCCCUCAGGCUACCUACCCGACAACGGGUCAUGCUCUCCAUCCUCUUCGGUGCUGGCUUCAUAGUCUGCAUUGCUGGCUGCUUUAGAGCUUAUUUCCUCCACAAGCUAAAUACUUCGUACGAUAAGACGUGGGCCGGCUAUCCCCUCUGGAUUUCCGGAACGAUUGAGAUGUAUCUCGGCGUUAUCGCAGCCUCGCUGGCAUCCCUCAAGCCGUUCAUCGUGCGCUACCUCCCUAGUUUCCUCGGCUCCCUUGGCUCCGGGCGCACCGGGCCCUCUUCCUUCUCAUUCUUAAACUCGUAUGUGUUACGACGUAGCGAACCCCGGCCCGUGGAGAAAAGCAAGCUCGAGACGCUCGACAGCCAGGCCGCUACCAUCACAUCUACACAAGACUGCGACGUUGAGUUUGGAGAAUUAGACCCCGCUAAGAGGGCGGUAUUGUCCAAGGCCAUUGGAUACCAAGAGAGUAGGAAUUUAACGAAGCCCAGCUUCUGUUCCGCUGACGCAACAUCGCAAUCGGAGCCGAAGCGGAAAUAA